Funneliformis mosseae is the source of this 203-nucleotide messenger RNA. The record is from the annotation of a GenBank genome assembly. NCBI's taxonomy places the organism in Eukaryota, Fungi, Glomeromycota, Glomeromycetes, Glomerales, Glomeraceae.
GAGCUAAAGCCAAAAAUAUUAUUAUUCAAACUUAUGAAAGACAUAUCUCUAAAUUAAAUGAUACUUAUGAUCUAUUACAAUAUUCUUUGCUAUUUCCUUAUAGUGAAUAUGAAUGGCAUGAUAAUAUUUUAAGAGCAAAUAUAAUUGAAUCUAUACCUGAAUCUGAAUUUGUAAUUGAAGAUAGAAUACAAAUUGAAGAAUAA